This is a messenger RNA of Conger conger (European conger), 1708 nucleotides long. RefSeq names its product mitochondrial translational release factor 1-like (gene mtrf1l). NCBI's taxonomy places the organism in Eukaryota, Metazoa, Chordata, Actinopteri, Anguilliformes, Congridae. The transcript is spliced from 7 exons. The coding region runs from base 311 to 1669 and encodes 452 amino acids. The record is from RefSeq and is a predicted model, not a curated record. Gene Ontology annotation, biological process: translational termination. Gene Ontology annotation, molecular function: translation release factor activity.
GAACAAUACGUACACAUCGUGGCUCUGUCUGUCCUUGAGGAAGUCGUGAUUCUGUGACUUAAAAUGAGUAAAAUAUGUGUUUUUUAACAAGUUAGUUGUUGAACAUGUUGACGUGAGCCGGUAGGAACAUAUAUUUUGCAUUUUGCACUGUGUAUUUCAGAAAGCCUUCACUAUGGUGUUUAUUUGGUACACUACCCUGCUAUAGCCAUGUUCGUUAGCCGGUUAGCUUGUAAGUCAAAUACACAGAUCCGUGUGCGCUUAUUUCCACCGAAACGACCACAAAUAUAGGAGAUUGAAGUAACCCUAAACGAUGUCUCUGGUCGGAAUGAGCCUUUGCAAAGCAACCUUACACCAGGCUGUAAGAGUGAGCUGUUUACAAAAGCAUGGCUGUCUCCUGCAAAUCCUUCGAGCGUAUUCACCGUGUAUGUCCAGAAAUGAUUGUAUGGGCAUCGGACGUACAGUCAACUCUCUGCACCGUAUGCAGAAAAUACGGAGACCUCUGCAUUUUACGCAAUCAGGGAUGUCAGCAACCUUGCUCUCAGCUGAAGAACUCUUCAGGAAGAAGUCUUUACAACAGUACCUUAAGGAGAUGGAGACAGAGUACACAGAACUUCUGAAAAGUGUAAAUUUGCCAGAGAGGGAGCAAGACGGUGAAGAAGAUGUGAAAUUGAAAAGACGGAGGUUUGCCCAUCUAGCCCCGCUGGUUGAGUGCGUCAAAAAUCUGGAACUGAAACAGCAGGAGUAUGCUGAAAUGGAGGUUUUGCUGAAAGAUGAAGACCCUGGCAUGCGAGAACUAGCAGAAAUGGACUGGCGCGCAUGUCAGGAGGCUGUAGAGGAACUCAGGCAGAAGAUCCUGUCCCAGCUGAUCCCGGCGGAGGAGCAGGACGAGAGCGACCUGGUGCUGGAGCUGUGUGCCGGCGUGGGGGGGCAGGAGGCCAUGCUCUUCACCGCCGAGGUCUUCCUCAUGUACCAGAGCUUCGCCGCCUUCCAGGGCUGGCGGUUUGAGACGCUCGAGUUCACGCCCAGUGAGAUAGGAGGCCUACGCCACGCCACGGCCAGCAUCAGCGGCCUCCAGAGCUACAAGAGGAUGAAGUUUGAGGGGGGGAUCCACCGGGUGCAGCGGGUGCCCAAGACCGAGAAGCAGGGCCGCCUCCACACCAGCACCAUGUCGGUGGCGGUCCUGCCCCAGCCCACAGAGAUAACUUUCACAAUCAACCCAAAGGACCUGCGGAUCGAAACCAAGAGGGCGAGUGGAGCUGGAGGCCAGCACGUCAACACCACAGACAGCGCCGUCCGAAUCGUGCACAUGCCCACAGGAGUGGUGUCGGAGUGUCAGCAGGACAGGUCUCAGCUGAAGAACAGGGAGAAGGCCAUGCAGGUCCUCCGGGCGAAGCUGUACAGCCUGCGGCUCGAGGAGGAGACCAGCAAGAGACACCAGGCCCGCAAGAUCCAGAUCGGUACCAAAGGAAGAUCUGAGAAAAUCAGGACCUACAACUUUUCCCAAGACCGGAUCACGGAUCACAGGAUCGGAAAAACGGUUCACAACGUGAGAGCGUUCCUGCUGGGAGAAGAUCUGCUGGAGGAGAUGAACGUGGCUCUGCUGCAGUUUGGGGAGCAGGAAGCUCUCCUGGACGUUCUGGAAGAACACCUUUACCUUUCCCAUGACUGAUCUGUUUUUUUGUCAAAUAAAAGGCUGUGUCAAAUAAUA